Molecule: messenger RNA, 1101 nt
Organism: Schistocerca gregaria
Lineage: Eukaryota; Metazoa; Arthropoda; Insecta; Orthoptera; Acrididae
Product: atherin-like
Exons: 5
Coding region: 1-1101 (366 amino acids)
Source: RefSeq, a predicted model, not a curated record
AUGCAGAAAUGCCGGGAUGCGCAGUGUUUAGCUGGUAGUGUACGAGCGCGGCUGCAGCGGCAGGGAGGCGGGUGCGCGGAGCAGUUAGCUGUCGAGGGGAGCGGCGUGGCGGCGUGCGGGGACGCGCCGCCAGGGGGAGCUGCCCUCUGCGAGCCGGCACCCGCUCUCGCCAGCCACUCACCGCUGCGGUCGAUUCGUUUUUCAUUAUUUAAGACGCCCAUUCACUGCUGGCAAUCCGCGCCGCCCGCCAUUCCGGCCGACGCGCCGCCCGGAACCAAUCCCGCUCGGCCGGCGCCCGCGCUGAGGCGCGACGCCAGCGCCGCGUCGCGACGCUUCACCACGCCGCGCCGCGCGACGCCGCUGGCCGGACGCCGCCGCCGCCUGGGCCGGCGACGCCGCGGCUGCGGCUUUACGACGCGCGGCCGCCGCCAACAAAAGAAGGCGACGCGACGCCGGGCCGGCGCUGGCGGCCGGUGCUGUCAUCUUCCCGCCCUGCCAUCCCCUCCCCCGGUCCUCGGGCGCACCCCCUCCACUUUCCCCCCACCACCACCGCCGCUGGCGGCAUCGCCACGCCCACCGGCGCGCCACGGGGAGGAACUGGAGUCGGGCCGCGCGCAGUUCACCGUUGAUACCGGCGCGGCCUCAUGCGCCACGGCGCGGCGCGGCGACACGGAAGGCCUGCCGGCGCCGACUCCGCUUCCGCCCCUGCAACCCGCCCCGCCCCCCGCCGGCGUGGCGCGCGGCCGUCACGCGGAGCGGCCGCCGGAGGGGAGGGGCGAGCUGCGGGCCUCGCGGAUAAGCCCCGCCCACGUGGGCGGGAGCGUGGCGGGCGCGCGCGACCCGGCCUGUGGCUUCGACCUGCUGUGGCGGCCGGCUGCGCUUCUCGGCCCGCCGCUAGCGAGCCACGCCGCCUCCGCCAGCCCCCUGGGCGACUCGGCGCGGCCAGCGUCGCCACAGCAGCGCUGCCUCGGCUCGCACGCGCUCUUAAUCAUGAGAAAUAUUAAAGCCUGUGCUUCUGGAGUUAAAAAUAUUGCAGUUUUUGACUAUGGGACUGAUCAGCCAGUAAAUUCAUCAAAGAAAUGUGAGCGUAAAAGUGAGUGA